CACUUUUACUCAUAAAAGACUCCUGGCUGGGAGGCCAGGCAGCAGAUAAUUAGUUAGCUUCUAUUCGACAGCAGGCUUAACCAGGUCAAUUCGGCCUGUGGAUACUUCAACAUUUUCUACCCACACAGACCAACGCGUUGUGCAAACAGAUGCUUUAGAUCGCACACAGUUUGGGCCUCUUUAGUGCAGUUUGCAUUGCAUUCGAGUAGUUUCGCACAGCUCCGUGCUACAGAAAGAUCUUCCCAGCAGCAGACACCUGGACUUCAGCUGCAAAAAGCUAGCACUGCAAGCCAGCACAUUGGUUUUCAAAUUAAACUGCAGGUUGGAAUAGCAAAGUCUCUUAAUCUGUGUGCAGAAUGGCGAGACCUUCAAGGAAUAAAAGGGUUGUUGACUAUGCACAAUUCCAGGAGUCUGACGAUGCAGAUGAGGAAUAUGGAAGAGAAUCGGCUCGACCUGAGAAAAUCUCUGUAAAACGCAGUGAUGAUUCUCGAAUCAAGGACCGCAAGAAGGAUUGUAGUGAUGAUGACAAUGACUAUGGGGAGGAUGAGGAAGAGGAGGAUGAUGCUGGUGACAGUGAUUUUGAUGCUAAAGAGGCCAGCAGAGGGAGACAGGCAACAGCUAAACGAAAAAGGCCUGCAGAUGACAGUGAUGAUGAUGGUAAGGUUGUGAGGAAGAAGGGUCGUCAGGUGCGUCAGGCUGCCACUAAAGCUGCAUCCAAACAGAGGGAGAUUCUCCUUGGGGAUGGAGGCAGUGAGGAUGAGGAGGAAAAGAAAGAGGAGGAGGAAGACGACAGUGAUGUUUACACUGGGGAUUCAGGCAGUGAUGAAGACUUCACGGUGGAGGAUGACGAUGAUGACAGCGAUUAUGGCCGUCCGAAACGGAAGAACUCAAAAGUGAGCAGGAGAAGCAAAGACAAGAAAUCCCCUAAACCCAAGAUAAGGGCUUCAGCGACCCGAGGGCCCAAGAAGAGGAGAGGAAAACGUCAGACGAAGGUGAAGAGAGUUGUGAAGAAGGCCUCGCCUAAAGCCGAAGAUGAAGAGAUCGAGAGCAACAAGGAGGAGGAGGAAGAGGACGAGGCACAGGAGGAAAACCAAAAGGAGUCGUCUGCCCCCAAGAAGACGCAGGAUGACGAAAGCGGCGCCGAAGGAGAGGAAAACACUGAUAACGGAGAAAAGGUGGAGGAAGAGGAGGAGAAGGAGAAGGAGAAUGAGAAUGAGAAAGAGGCAAAGGACGAUGUUUCUGAGGAGGAAGCUCCAUCAGGUGAAGACUGAGUUCUUUCGCCUGCUGGAGAACAUGUCUGUUAUCUUUUUUCUUAACGAGGAGCAUUAGAAUUUAUUUCCCACAAUACUCAAAGAGUGUUUCGGAUGUUUGUCAUGUUUCUCUCAGCUUGUAAAUACCAUAUCUCCAAACGAAAUCUGUAAAGUAUCAUCAGACCCAUCUUAAAUCUGUACGGUUUGGCCUAAUCCUGAAACACGGUCUUUCAUAUUAAUAUUUAUCAAUGUUUCAAUUAUAGCUUUGCGACAUUUUUGCCCAAACCGUUUUGGUACAGUUGACCUUCAAUGUAUAAUAAAGGACGAAGAUUAUUUGCCCGGGGAAAAAUUGUAUUUGAAAAGAACAUAUCUGCUUGUUUAUUCCCAAACAAACCAUUUUUUGUCACUUUUAAUGUACAUGAUCUCAGCCCAGCUUUGUUGACCGGUGAAACCACAGGCUUAUAAUGAGCAUAUAACGCUUGUCUUCAUGAGCUGCACUGGAUUGUUGUGGCUGCAGUUCAGUCAUAUGAUUUCCUUGCUACAUCAACUGUACGUUACAUAGCUGUAGUACGCUACUUUCUCCCACUUUCCGUGCAGUUACUUCUUGAUUCAGUCUAGUAAAUCAGCUUUUUUCCGUCUGAGCAUUUGAACUAAGAUGACUUUUUCUAUGGUUGUAUUGAACCUCUUUUAUGGUUGGCAUGCUUUCAUGUACGUGGUGCGAAGUACGUCGGUGGGCGGAGUCUCAGGCUCGGAGUGAUGUCAGAAGUGAAAAGCUAGUGAAAACCUUAAUAUUGACCUCUGUGAUGCUUCAUGUGUGCAUUUUUUUAAAGAAUAUUUUGAUGCUUAUAGAUGCCUUUUUAAAUGAGCGGUCCGUUGAGCCAUUAGAAUGGUAAAAACGAGCCGAAUUCAGUGCACACCAUCCAUAGCUUUCUCAGCUGCAUAUGACUAUUUUUAUUGCUUGUAUCUCCAUCCUAAUCUGUAGCUUUUCAGUCUAUAUCAUAAUUUAUCCAAAAUAAAUGUAUGUUUUAAUUACGCUAUUCUGAUUUUUGUAAAAAUUUGUUUUACAAGGAAAGAAUAAAAUGUAUCUUUAAAGAAA
This is a messenger RNA of Carassius gibelio (silver crucian carp), 2346 nucleotides long. RefSeq names its product nuclear ubiquitous casein and cyclin-dependent kinase substrate 1. The transcript is spliced from 8 exons. The record is from RefSeq and is a predicted model, not a curated record. Bases 357 to 1271 code for a protein of 304 amino acids. Gene Ontology annotation, molecular function: single-stranded DNA binding; double-stranded DNA binding. Gene Ontology annotation, cellular component: cytoplasm. NCBI's taxonomy places the organism in Eukaryota, Metazoa, Chordata, Actinopteri, Cypriniformes, Cyprinidae. Gene Ontology annotation, biological process: interstrand cross-link repair; double-strand break repair via homologous recombination.